AUGGGAAAAGCUCAAGAACAGUCACCCUUGAUUGAAGGUCAUGAAGCCAAAGAAGCAAGCCCACCUGAAAAGGCCAAUGUCAACCACCACUUAACAGUCCCAAAGCUUAGACAAUACAACUGGUGGAUCCAAAUGGUCAUUUUCUCUCUCCUAGUCCUCUCUGGCCAAUCAGCUGCCACACUCUUGGGAAGACUCUACUUUGACAAAGGUGCAAAGAGCAAAUGGAUGGCAACCCUAGUCCAAACCGCAGGCUUUCCCAUCCUUAUCCCCUUUCUCUUCGUCUCACCGACCAAAGAUGGGAUUGCACAAAGUAACCAAACAAAACCACCUUCUACCUUAAUCCUUGUCUCUUUAUAUACCUUUCUUGGUGUAUUCUUAGCAGCAUAUAGUAUGUUAUACACAAUUGGGCUCGAAUACCUUCCAGUUUCUACUUAUUCUCUCAUUUGUGCAAGUCAAUUGGGCUUCAAUGCUAUUUUUUCCUACUUCCUUAAUGCCCAAAAAUUCACUCCUUUUAUAGUGAACUCUUUAUUCCUCCUCACCAUUUCCUCCACUCUCCUUGUUUUCUCAAAUGAUGACUCUGGAGACUCCAAUAAAACAUCAAAAGGGAAGUACGUGAUCGGGUUUAUGUGCACUAUUGCUGCAUCAGCUGGUUAUGCAUUGAACCUCUCUAUAACCCAACUUGCAUUUCGAAAAAUUCUUAAGAAGGAAACUUUUAGAGUGGUCAUGAAUGUAAUAAUCUACCAAUCUCUCGUAGCGACGUGUGUGAUCCUAGUGGGGCUUUUCACUAGUGGGGAAUGGAGAAAUUUGAGAAGAGAGAUGAAGGAAUAUGAACUUGGUAACGUAUCGUACGUAAUGAACUUGGUAUGGACUGCUGUGACAUGGCAAGUGUUUAGCAUUGGGGCAAUUGGGCUGAUUUUUAAGGUCUCUUCACUGUUCUCCAAUGUCAUAAGUACCUUGGGUUUGCCCAUUGUUCCAGUUCUUGCCGUAUUCAUUUUCCAAGACAAGAUGACUGGAGUGAAGGUGGUUGCAAUGUUGUUGGCCAUUUGGGGUUUUGCAUCUUAUAUCUAUCAGCAUUAUCUCGAUGAUUUGGAAUCGAAACCUGAAAGCAGAAUCGUUAAUGACAUUUCUGUUGUUGAAAGAGCUUAG
Messenger RNA from Ilex paraguariensis (yerba mate), 1146 nucleotides. NCBI's taxonomy places the organism in Eukaryota, Viridiplantae, Streptophyta, Magnoliopsida, Aquifoliales, Aquifoliaceae. The record is from the annotation of a GenBank genome assembly.